This is a messenger RNA of Varanus komodoensis (Komodo dragon), 1548 nucleotides long. RefSeq names its product prostaglandin F receptor (gene PTGFR). The transcript has 2 exons. The coding region runs from base 1 to 1095 and encodes 364 amino acids. Gene Ontology annotation, cellular component: plasma membrane. Gene Ontology annotation, molecular function: prostaglandin F receptor activity. The record is from RefSeq and is a predicted model, not a curated record. Lineage: Eukaryota; Metazoa; Chordata; Lepidosauria; Squamata; Varanidae. Gene Ontology annotation, biological process: adenylate cyclase-activating G protein-coupled receptor signaling pathway; positive regulation of cytosolic calcium ion concentration; inflammatory response.
AUGAACAAUUCAAAAUCAUUGGCGUUGGCUGGAAUUGGUAUUUUAUCCAACACAACCUGUACCACAGAAAAGAAGAUCUCUGUGUUUUUUUCUGUUAUCUUCAUGACAGUGGGGAUUUUAUCCAACAGUCUUGCAGUAGCAAUCCUGAUGAAGGCAUAUCAGAGAUUUAGACAGAAAUCCAAGGCAUCAUUUUUGCUUUUUGCUAGUGGCUUGGUUGUUACAGACCUGUUGGGCCAUCUCAUCACUGGAACCAUUGCAGUAUUUGUAUAUGCAUCUGACAAAGACUGGUUUCGAUUUAAUCACUCAAAUGUUCUUUGCAGUAUUUUUGGCAUAUGUAUGGUGUUCUUCGGACUAUGUCCCCUUUUUCUGGGCAGUGUGAUGGCUGUUGAACGCUGCAUUGGAGUCACUAAGCCAAUAUUUCAUUCAACAAAAAUGACUUCUAAGCAUGUAAAAAUGAUGUUGGUGAUGGUAUGUCUUUUUUCCAUUUUUAUUGCUUUGCUCCCUAUACUUAGGUUAAGAGCCUAUCAAAUCCAGGCUUCAAGAACCUGGUGCUUCUACAAGACUCAGCACAUUGAAGACUGGGAAGACAGAUUUUACCUCUUAUUUUUUUCAUGCUUGGGUUUAUUAGCCCUUGCUAUUUCACUCUUGUGCAAUGCUGUAACAGGAAUUACACUUUUAAGAGUCAAAUUUAAAAGUCAGCAUAGACAAGGCAGAUCUCAUCAUUUUGAAAUGAUCAUUCAGCUCUUGGCUAUAAUGUGUGUCUCUUGCAUUUGCUGGAGCCCAUUCCUGGUGACCAUGGCCAAUAUUGGAAUACAUGGAAAUAAUUCGUGGGAGUCAUGUGAAACAAUACUUUUCGGUCUCCGAAUGGCAACAUGGAAUCAAAUUUUAGAUCCUUGGGUAUACAUUCUUCUUAGAAAAGCUGUUCUGAAAAAACUGUAUGAGAUUGCAAGGAGAUUUUGUGGUGUACAGAUCAUUAAUUUACAUGCAUGGGAACUCAGCUCCAUUAAAAAUUCUUUAAAAGUAGCAGCUAUUUCUGAUUCACCACUUCAUUCCAAGCAAACAAACCAGCAGCUACUCAGUUCAACAGUGCAAUAAAGUGAAACAUGCACAUUGAAAUAAUAAAGGGAUAAUGCUUCUUAAGCACCUCAAAGUUUGGUAGGAUCUGAGUGAGUUGGGAUUUUUGAAAAUAUUACUCCAUUUAAGGAUGUGUAUCAAUCUGUAGUUGCUAUUCCAAGAUGCUCACCCUCCAAAUAUACUUUUAAUAAAUGCUCAUUAUGUAGCAAAUCUAUCCAAACAUCGUGCCAAACAUGUUAGGAUUCUGUGUAACAUAACAUAAAUAUGUAUGAACAACUUGAUGCACUUAAACAAUGCCUAAUCAAAAAAGUGCUGUUAAAAACAGAAUGGUAAAGACAUAAGAUGAUUUUAGUGGCUCAAAGUGAUAUCUGAAUGAAACCAUGGAUUUUCUUUUUCUUUCUUUGGUAAAAGGCAACAUCUAUCCAAUUAAAGCACAUCAAACUCCCAGAGGUUAGCACCACUUUUAAAAUAAAU